This is a messenger RNA of Rosa rugosa (rugosa rose), 5949 nucleotides long. Its product is annotated as protein TIME FOR COFFEE. Lineage: Eukaryota; Viridiplantae; Streptophyta; Magnoliopsida; Rosales; Rosaceae. Gene Ontology annotation, biological process: regulation of circadian rhythm. The transcript is spliced from 12 exons. Bases 303 to 5222 code for a protein of 1639 amino acids. The record is from RefSeq and is a predicted model, not a curated record. Gene Ontology annotation, cellular component: nucleus.
GAGAUAGACUGAGAGAGCACAAUAAGAAGACAGAGAGUUGGAAAGAGAGAGAGAGAGAGAGAGAGAGAGAAAAGGCGAGAGGGCUAGAACAGCACAGAUAGAUAGAGAGAGAAGAAGAAGAUAAGCGAAAGCUAAGAUCUUUAUUUGUGCAAAUAGGGCGGUGGUGAGGAAAUCGUUUCCGGCGUUUGAGGCUCGGAGGAUGCAAAUCCGGUGGCUUUGACUAAAUAUUCCGGCGAAUCAUUCUGGUGAUGAGAGAGAGAUGGGGUUAGUUUGCUAGGUGUAGCUAGAUAAUUAUAGUAGAGAUGGAUAGGAAUAGAGAUGCCAGAAGAGGAACUAUGGCGGCCACAAAUGGCUUGUCAAGACGAAGACACAGAAAUAACAGCCUCAGAGACUCCCCAGAGGACGAUGGUCCGAUGGAGUUACAAGAGACGUCGAGGCUGAGAGAUCGAGGGAGCGGGAAGAAAGAUCGGGACCGGGAUCGAGACCGCGAGCGAGACCGGGACCGGGACCGAGAUCGGGACCGGGAUCGGAUGAGCCGGAACAAGAGGAGGAGAGGCGAGAGAUUGAUGCACGGAAGCACUAGAGAAGACGGGGGUGAAGAUAGUUCGGAGGAGAGUGUGAACGACGAAGAGGAAGAUGAAUACGACGAAGGUGGAGGCGGCGGUGGCUCUAUUCGUAUGCUUCCGCCUAAUCCGCCAACGACGUCACUUUCUUCGUCGUCUUCUUUGUUGAAUCACCGAAAGAGCUUCCCUCCGGUUAAUAAUAAUAAGCAUUUUAGGCCGCUGCCGGCGUUGAAGGUCACCGAUGAAAUGAUUGGCUUUUCCGUACCCAGAAAAGCACGGUCAGCCUCCACGAAGAGGUCUCAUGAAUGGCCUUCCAGUUGUGGCGUUGUCGGAGACCAAUUUCACCGGCAAGCUUCUACGUCUCCGGUCCGGCCAAGCACGUCAUCGAUGGCUGCGCCAUCCCCAGCUCCGACCUCGCCCUCUUCUUCUCACGCUUCGGUUAGGAAGAAGCCGAAACCCAAUGGUCCAAAAUUGAGGCCGCCGAAGAUGUCAACGACCAAAACAUCGCCGUCUGCUCAAGACGAUAUAGAGAUUGAGAUCGCUGAGGUGUUGUAUGGAAUGAUGAGGCAACCGCAGGGUCCGAAGCAAGAGAUUACAGCCACCGAUUCAAUUAAGUUCGAAUCAAGAGAAGCCAACAAGUCCACCAGUGAUGCGAAGUCUAGAGUUUCGUCGCCGAUCUCAAACUCGCCCUGUGCGCCUCCUCAGUUGACAUCGGCUUUUCCUCAGAAUUCUAGCUCCUCUGCCACUUCCAUGUCCGCCACUGCACCCAAGAGGAAAAGGCCGCGAGCCCCUAUCAAGUAUGAUGAAGAACACCCAUCGAUUUUCCCAGUUCAAAGCGGUGCCAUUUCGUCUACAAACAAGGUCGCCACAGAUCAAUCCAUGAAGAUUGAGGCUUCCUCUCCAAAUUUGGAGAAAAACCCUGGAUCUGUUACUGAAAAUGGUGGGUUUUCGUACAACUUGGCCAACUUGCACGCCAUUUCAGUACCUGAGGCCCAGCCCGAGUCCAAGAAGGAGUCAAUGAAGCCGGAGAGCAAGGCUAUCUCAGAUUCGAAGCCGGGUAAUGAUGAAUCGCAGAGUCAAAAUCUCAAACCGAGGAAAGAGGAAGCUCAAUCCCCCAAGAAGGAAUCUCCUGUGUUCAGAUUGGAUGAUAAUCGUGAGGAUAUGAAAGCGACCAAUAAAGCAAAUUCAACCGUCUCUGAGAUUGAGAACCACCGGGAAGAGAAAUUCCAGAUAGAUCUGAUGGCUCCUCCUCCAUUAAGAUCUUCUCCAGAAAGGGAUGGUGAGGUUGAUUUUGUGUCUGUGGAUCCUAAACCUACGGUCACGGUUGCAGAAACGGAAUUAAAGUCCAUGACCAGAGAAGAUGACAAAGCUUUGAAAUUUGGGAAGGAAGAGCCUGCAAAUGUGGAAACGGAGAAGUCUAGUAAAGCAGUAACAGUGGAAGAAGCUGAGUUCAAGAAGCCUGUUGUGGGCGGUAAGGAAAGGAAUAUUGAUCUCCAGCUUGAUUUGGAGAAGACUGAUAGAGAUAGUGGCAAUGUUGGUUUUAGUGGAAACAAGCUGCCCCAGCAUGUUACUAGGCAGCAACAAAGCACUGAGAAAUCUGUGCAACCGAGCUCUGUUCCUUUGCCAAUGUCCGUGCCUGCUGGCUGGCCAGGGGGGCUUUCUCCAAUGGGCAGAUACAUGGCACCUUUACAAGGAGUUGUGUCCUUGGAUGGGAGCACCGUUCCUCCCGCUGCUAUGCAACCACCGCAAGUGCUUUUCAACCAACCUCGGCCAAAGAGGUGUGCAACCCAUUUCUACAUUGCAAGGAAUAUAUACUAUCACCAGCAAAUGUCAAAGAUGAAUCCUUUCUGGCCAGUAGCAGCUGGUUCAGGAUCUGUAUAUGGGGCCAAGCACUGUAAUCCAAGCGUGAUUCCUUCAGAAUUUCAUGGGAGUAUUCCUGGUAGAGGUGCAAAUUCUGCACCUGACAAGGGGCAGGGGGUUGCUAUGUUUCCUGCACAACCUGGGAAGGAAAAAGCUUCACCAGCAGCCAAUCUUAUGGAUGCACAGAGAAAGCAAAUUGUAAUCCAGCAAGCUCUACCUCCAGGCGCACCAAGUAAUAUGUUGCAUGGCCCUGCUUUCAUUUUCCCUUUGAGCCAGCAACAGGCUUCUGUUCGACCUGGGUCUGGGAAGUCUCCCAAUGCUGGUAGUGCAGCUUUGCCAAGUUCAGUGAACUCUGCAUCAAUGACUGCUGCAGCAACACCUGCUAUACCUCCUGCGAUGAGCUUCAAUUAUCCAGGAAAUGAACCUCAGUAUCUGGCAAUUUUGCAGAACAAUGCAUAUCCAUUUCCAUUGCCAGCACAUGUUGGUGCACCACCAGCUUAUAGAGGACCCCAUGCUCAGACUCUACCUUAUUUUAGUGGGUCUUUCUAUUCUUCCCAAAUGCUGCAUCCUUCUCAGCUUCAGCAGCAGCAGCAACAGCAACAACCACCCUCUCAAUCACAGCAAAGUCAACAAGGUCAUCAAAACCCUAGUAUUUCCAGUGGUUCAUCAUCAUCUCAGAAGCAUUUGCAAAAUCAGCAGCAGAGGCCACCUUCCAGUGGCGUGAAUGGUGGCUUGCAAGGCUUUCCUGCCUCAAAAAACCAGUCUUCACUGACACUACAGCAGCAGCAGCAACAGCAGCAGCAGCAGCAUCAGCAUCAGCAUCAGCGGCAACCUCAACAAAACCCUCAUGCCCCUCACCAAGCUCGCCAACUUGAACAUGAGAUGGGUGGUGAAGAUAGCCCAUCAACUGCUGAUAGUCGAAUCUCUCGUCCGAAUAUUUAUGCUCAGAAUUUUGCAAUGCACCCACCGAACUUUGCUGUAUUGACAACUCCAAUGGGUAGUGCUGGUGGAGCAACUGCUGCCAGUGGCAGUGAAAAGAAGCAGCAGCAAGGCUCAAAGGCUGGGGUUGAAGGCUCUCAAGCUUUUGCUAUGUCUUUUGCUUCCCUAAAUGGUGCUAAUGCUGCUAGUAGCCUCGACAUGGCCUCCCUAGCACACAGUCAUGCAAUUUUCCAGAGCCUUCCAGAAGUUACUAGGCAAGGCUAUCAACAGUACAUGGCUGCUGCUGUGCAAGCACAAGCAGCUCAACAUAAGAAGAAUUAUCGCCACCCUGAAGAAGGGAAAAGCGGAGGAGGUGAUUCCUCUAAUGUGGAGGAGGAAAGAAAGACCGUGAUAGGGAAAGCUUCAACUGUUGGUCACUCCAUUGCUUUCUCCACUGAUGGUUCUGUUUCUACAAUACCGGGAAAUAAUGUCCUUGAUAGCUCUGCGCCACGAAGUCUUAAUCUCAGUUCUGCUCCCGUCAGGGUAUCCAGUUCUGUUAUGCCCGCCUCCGUGAGUUCUGUAAAUGCUCCCACACAUCAGCAGCAAUUUCAGCAGCAUAUGCGGAAUCAGCAGCAACAGCAGAUGCAGCAGCAGCAGAUGCUUCAGAAGCAACAGCUACAACAGAAUGCAGCUCGAAGCAAGACACCAGCAACAAGCAAUGGCAACGUUUACUCUGAUCACCUUCCUUCAACCUCUUCUAUGGUUGCAAAGUUUCCUAAUGCGCUCUCUUCAAUCCCCCAUAACCUUGUCCAAAGUAGCACCAGUCCAUCUCAAUCUCCUCAGUGGAAGAAUUCUGCCAGGACAACUACUUCCCAGGUUCCUGCAUCAUCACUGGCCUCAUCGACCUCCUCAUCCCUCAAAAAUCAUCCUCAAAAGCAAUCGCGUACACAGCAAAGCCACACUCAGAUUUCUUUUGCAGCCAACCCGAAGUCAUCCACCCAAAAUCAGGGGCUACAGCCUGCCGGUAACAACCAGUCCCCAUCUCCUCCAAUAAUGGUUGGUUCACCCACAACCACGACUUCGUCAAUGUCGAAGAGUGCUGGUGGAAGCCCAAGGACAAAUACUUCAAAUUCCACUGGUAAUAAAGCCGCGCAAGCUUCUUCAUUGUCAUCUCAGCAGGUGAAGAACUCACCAUCGGUGCCCAGUCAGAAGUCGUCUCCAGUUGGUGGGAGGAAUGUUUCUUCGAGCCUAGGCAAUACUCAUAUUACCUCUUCAAGCACUGGGACAAAAUCACAAUUGACACAACAGCAACAACAUCAGCAACAUCAGCAUCAGCAGCAACAACAGCAACAACAUCAGCAACAACAUCAGCAACAUCAGCAUCAGCAGCAACAACAGCAACAUCUGCAUCAGCAGCAGCAGUUGACUAAGCACUCAAUUCAGCAAGCACAGGUGUACUAUUCUAAUGCCUACAUGCAACCCCAACAAGCUUCGCAUUCCAAUAGUACAGGUGGUACUGCAUCCCCUUCUAGUGGGUAUUAUGUUCCAACAAGACGGCGCGGCGACGUACAGCAGCAGUCGCAACAUUCACAGGGAUCAUCAGGGACAUCUUCAAGUGCGAUGUUGUCACUCUGCCCUUCUGUUACGCUUGCUAAUAAUACUGGCACCACUGAUCCUGCAAAGGCAGUGGCUGCUGCAGCCGUUAACAACAUGAAAGGUGGUGGUUUAUCUUCACAGACUCUUAUGCAUCAUGCCCAGUUUGCUGUUGCAUCCUCUGGGCCGCAUCAGCUUGUACCUACAGGCUUCCCUUAUGUUCAUCCUGUUCCCACUGUGGUCCAGAUGAAACCAGCAGAACAGAAGAAGCAACCAGCCGGUGAGUAGAUUGAUGCUUUUGGUGUUACUUGGCAACCCCCAUAUUUUGUGACCAUGAAGAACCGGAAAAGAGAAACUUCUGCCUGGGGUUUGUAAACUUUUGAAGGAAAUGUCAAUUUUGCAUGCGCUACGGGGAGCCUGAGAAGAAAAGGAAAGAAGCAAGUGCGUAAUCAUGUGAAAAAAGCACACCAUGGGGAGGCUAGGUGGAAUUAGACCCACAGUUUUGGAAUGAAGUUUAGGAAGUGGGGGAAAUUGUCCUCGAUGAAAUGUGUAUUCAUCCAUUGUACACUUCGUGUUUAUAAUCUGACAGGGUUGAUGGGGAAGUCUAAUUAAAUUUGAUUGGUUUGAUGAGGAUAGGUCGGGGGCAGUGCAGAAAAUGAAGUUACUUCUCUUGCUGAGCGGAAAGAGGGGGAAGAAUGCCAAAGGAUGACCAGGAAGAGCAAGACCCGCCUUUCCUCCUUUUGGGGUUGUAACGGAGGCUUUCUUUUUGGGUUUCUUCUUUGGAGGUUUCAAUUUCCAGAAAGAGCAGUAAAACAGUUUCUGUUUGACAUAUAUGCAGGGGAAAGAAGAGGGUGUAUGUAUAACAUAUAAUAGUAAACCCUCGUGAAAUUUUUUUAUUUAUAAUUGUGUCAUUACUGGCUCUGCUUGUUUCAUUGCCCUGGUUUGGUGUAAUGUGAAUUGUGAAAUCUGAUAUGAGAAAUGAGCAGGGAAGAAAGAAAUGGAAUUUGAUGGAAAA